Messenger RNA from Corvus hawaiiensis (hawaiian crow), 6157 nucleotides. RefSeq names its product tripartite motif containing 24 (gene TRIM24). The record is from RefSeq and is a predicted model, not a curated record. Gene Ontology annotation, molecular function: protein binding; zinc ion binding. NCBI's taxonomy places the organism in Eukaryota, Metazoa, Chordata, Aves, Passeriformes, Corvidae. Bases 24 to 3164 code for a protein of 1046 amino acids. The transcript is spliced from 19 exons.
CCGGCGGCGGCCGGCGCAGGACAAUGGAAGAGGCGGCAGCGGCGGUAGCAGCCGCGGCGGUGGCGGGGGGGCCGUGCCCGGCGGAGCGACCGGGGGCAGCGGCGGCGGCGCUGAGCGGGGAGAACGAGGCCGAGAGCCGGCAGGGCCCGGCGGAGCGCGGCGGGGACGCGGCCCCGCUCAACCUGUUGGACACUUGCGGUGUGUGCGGCCAGCCCAUCCAGAGCCGGCGGCCCAAGCUGCUGCCCUGCCUGCACUCGGUGUGCCAGCGCUGCCUGCCGCAGCCCGACCGGUACCUCAUGCUGCCCCCCGUCCUGACCCUCGCGGCCGCCGCCGCCCCCAAGGAGCCGCCACCGGCGGCGCCUCCCUCCUCGCCCGUCUCUUCGCCGGCCUCACCCCUGCACUGCACGCCCGUCGGUGUUAUCCGCUGUCCAAUUUGUGGUCAGGAAUGUGCAGAGAGACACAUCAUAGAUAACUUUUUUGUGAAGGAUACCACAGAGGUUCCCAGUAGCACAGUAGAGAAAUCAAAUCAGGUCUGCACAAGCUGUGAAGACAAUGCAGAAGCUCAUGGGUUUUGUGUGGAAUGUGUAGAGUGGUUGUGCAAGACCUGCAUCCGAGCUCACCAGAGGGUUAAAUUCACCAAGGAUCAUACUGUGAGGCAGAAAGAGGAAGUAUCUCCAGAGGCAGUUGGUGUGACCAGUCAGCGACCAGUGUUCUGCCCUUACCACAAAAAGGAGCAGCUGAAGUUGUAUUGUGAAACCUGUGACAAGCUGACCUGCCGAGACUGUCAGUUACUAGAGCACAAAGAGCACAGGUACCAGUUUAUAGAAGAAGCUUUUCAGAACCAGAAAGUUAUCAUUGAGACACUAAUCACCAAAUUGAUGGAGAAGACUAAGUACAUAAAAUAUACAGGGAAACAGAUCCAAAACAGAAUUCUUGAAGUGAAUCAGAAUCAAAAGCAGGUGGAACAGGAUAUUAAAGUUGCCAUAUUUACACUGAUGGUAGAAAUAAAUAAAAAGGGAAAAGCACUGCUGCAUCAGCUGGAGACUCUGGCAAAAGAGCAUCGGAUGAAACUUCUGCAGCAGCAACAGGAAGUGGCAGGUCUCUCUAAACAGCUGGAACAUGUCAUGAAUUUUUCCAAAUGGGCAGUUUCCAGUGGGAGCAGCACCGCGCUCUUGUACAGCAAACGCUUGAUCACAUAUCGACUACGGUAUCUUCUCCGAGCAAGGUGUGAUCCUUCACCAGUGACUAACAAUACCAUCCAGUUCCACUGUGAUCCUAGCUUCUGGGCUCAGAAUAUUUUCAAUCUAGGUUCUUUGGUAAUUGAAGAUAAGGAAACCCCACCACAUAUGCCCAAGAGCCCUGUGAUGGAACCAAACUUACAGCCACCAGGCAGCUUACCUUCCAACCAGCUCUCCAAGUUCCCGACACAGAUCAGCUUAGCGCAGCUCCGACUCCAGCACAUGCAGCAGCAGGUCAUGGCUCAGAGACAGCAAGCUCAACGCAGAGCAGGACCAGCAGUUCUGCCAAACCCAAGAAUGCCAGGAGCCAUGCAGCAACCUCCUGCUUCUCAUCAGGCACCUCCGCGCUUGAUUCAUUUCCAGAAUCAUAGCCCCAAGCCCAAUGGUUCAGCUCUUCCUACACAACAGAUGAGAUUUCCCCAAAAUCAGAACCUGCCAAGGCCAGCAGUAAAGCCCAACCCAUUGCAAAUGGCAUUCUUGGCGCAGCAAGCUAUAAAACAGUGGCAGAUCAGUAGUGGACAAACUUCAACCACCCCUUCAACUGCAAGCAGCACAACAUCGACUCCAUCCAGCCCCACAGUCACCAGUGCUGCUGGGUGUGAUGGAAAGAAUUACGGUCCCCCUGUGAUAGAUUUGAGUUCCCCAGUGGGGAGCUCCUAUAAUCUACCAUCUCUCCCUGAUAUUGACUGUUCAGGAAACAUCACACUGGAUACUGCUGUAAGGAAGGAUGACACUGUAGAGCAGAAUCAGCCAAAACCCCCUUCAAACAGGACUGUGCAGUCACCAAAUUCCUCAGUACCAUCACCAGGCCUCUCAGGAGGAAUCAGUGUGACAAACGUACACCCUCCAAUUCGUUCACCUAGUGCCUCCAGUGUUGGGAGCAGAGAGAGUUCUGGCUCCUCCAGCAGGCCACCAGGAGCUGACUCUACACACAAAGUCCCGGUUGUUAUGUUGGAGCCGAUCCGAAUUAAACAGGAGUCAAGUGCACCAAACGAGAACUUUGAUUUCCCAAUUGUUGUCGUGAAGCAAGAGACGGAGGAGGAAUCUCAGCCUCGGAAUUCCAUACUCACUUCAUUGCUGCUGGAUACCAAUCACAAUUCCACUUCUGAUGAAGCUGUGCUACGAACAGAUGCACCAGACAGCACAGAUGACCAGCCAGGGGUACUGCAGGAGAACACAUUCACUGGGAAAACAGGAUGGAUGGGAUCCUCCCACGCUGGGGAGGGCAGAAAAGAGGAUGAUCCCAAUGAAGAUUGGUGUGCUGUGUGUCAGAAUGGAGGGAAGCUCCUUUGCUGUGAGAAGUGUCCCAAAGUAUUCCAUCUUUCUUGUCAUGUCCCUACACUGAUGAACUUUCCAAGUGGAGAGUGGAUUUGUACAUUCUGUCGGGAUUUGUCCAAGCCAGAAGUUGAGUAUGACUGUGAUAAACCUGCUCACGGCUCUGAAAAAAGAAAAUUGGAAGACACCACGGGUUUGGCACCCAUAGACCGUAGGAAGUGUGAAAGACUGCUGCUGUACCUCUACUGCCAUGAAAUGAGUCCUGCCUUUCAAGAUCCAGUUCCUCCCACAGUCCCUGAUUACUACAAAAUAAUCAAAAAGCCUAUGGACUUGUCAACCAUCAAGAAAAGACUUGAAGUGACCAAUUCAUUCUACACAAAGCCAGAUGAUUUUGUGGCUGAUUUCAGACUGAUUUUCCAAAACUGUGCUGAAUUUAAUGAGCCUGACUCAGAAGUGGCUGAUGCUGGCAUGAAACUCGAAGCCUACUUUGAAGAUCUUCUAAGGAACCUUUAUCCUGAGAGAAAGUUCCCUGUACAGCCAAGCAGCCAGAGUGAAAAAGAGAAUCCAGAACUUACUGAUGACUCAGAUGAUGACUUUGUACAGCCCCGGAAAAAACGCCUCAAAGGAGAAGACCGUCAGUUGCUUAAAUGAGCCCCAUGCGUUACGACAGGAAGUUUUUUUAAAACUGAGAAUAUUUAUCACUGUUCUCACUGUUUUGACUUGUAGGUUUGUGAAUAUUUACUAGACUUUCUCCCCAUCUGAAACACAAAUCUAAUGGAGAUCAAGGCAUGUGAAGAGCUUCUCUGAAGUUCAAACCUUUCAUCUCUUUUGUGGAUCAGCUCAGAAAUUGCCAUUUGUGUGGGGUGACAGCUGUUUAACUUUGCUUUGAAGAAGAAGUUUGUAUAGAAUUGAACUUCAAAACAUGACAUGGGUUCAACAUGUGGCUUUCUGAGUUUGAAGAAAAUGUGAUCUCACCAGAUUUUUAAUUUUACCAAAGGCAUGGGGCUGGCCAUAAUUUGAUCUCUCUGUACUGUAUUCAACACAAACCACAAAAAAAGAUGGUGUAAUGUUACUGUCCUGCAAUACUGAUUGGUAUAAUGAGAGUGUAGUUGCCCCCAAAGAAGUUACUGGGAAUUUUAAAAUGUAAGGGAGAGGGUAUUAAAAAUAACUUUAAAAAAAAGGAAGAAGAGGAAUUUGUUUGAGAGUUUCUAAUGGAGGAAGUAAAGGACAGAAUACUUUGGUUUGCACCAUUUUUCUCACCACCAGCAGGAAGCAAUGGUAUUUCUGUACUAUUUUGUUUAACAGGUGUCUCAAGUGUGAUGUACCUCUGUUUAAUGAAUUUGAUGGGGACGUCUUGAGUGGAAAAAUGUUUGUUUGCAAAACCAGUCAUUUUUGUGUAUUUUUAAAGACGGGAGAAAAAGCAUCCUUUCUGUCCACAAUCCCUUGUUCUUUUUCCGUAUUUCUAAAUCUGUCAUUGUCAGAAUGCAACCAGCAUUCACCUGGGAGUACACAAGUUUGAAGAGAAAGAAGGCUCUUCAGCCCUUCAUUGAUCCUGGUUAAGAUCACCACAAAAUGAGGAUGAAGUACCUUAUUUUGUUUGGUCUACUUUCCAGAAGCUCUGACAACAUUAGGAUUGCUUCUGCCCUCCGAGGCUGCAGAGUUAGAGCAGUACUUGUCUGUGGUUGCCCUAGCUAUUGUUUUUUAGUCUUCAUUUAUGUCAUCUUAAAUGAAAACUCAGUGUUUGGGAGAGCAGACAGUCAUUUGGAUUAAUUGAGCUCUGACUGUGCCAGAAUUCUGCAGUUUGACUUGUGAAGACACUUGAGCGUACCCAAGCCUGCUUCUGCCUGGCUCUGUAGCCCUGGUGUGGUGCAUAGAGCAUGGAAGAGACUGGAUCCAAGUGCUGCUUGUGCCUCUCUGCUGCGUGCGUGUGGAAUGAGAAAAAGGCCUGGCUUUGCCUCUCACCUGAUGAGAUCGUGCCUGUCUUUGUCAUAGGGUGGCACUGCACACUAAAAUAUAGUGGACACUCCCAUAAAAUACUCAGUUGUGUUUGCAGCAGGCCUUUUGACAUAACCUCUGAUCAUGUGGUGGAUUAUUAGGCUGCCCAAAGUAACCAGUUAUUUUCCUUUUUUUUUUUUUGGUGGGCUUCGGUUUGCUGGGUUUUUUAAAUUAUUAUUGCUGUUGUCACUGUUGUCAUUUUAAAGCAGGAGAAGGCAGUGGCCUGAUGCACUCCCGGCCCAUGCUGAGGCAGCCCCUGUGCCCAGGUGAGGACAUCUCCCUGCAGAAGCUGAUUUCCUUUGAGAGCCUCAGGAGUGGCCUCUGGAAGUUCUUUUCCCUGAGGAAAGGGAUGCAUGUCCCUGCCUUCAGGGCACCUCCAGCGUGACCCACCUGUGAAAGCUUUCCAUCAGUUCUGUAGUUCCAGCCAGCCCCUGAAAAACUCCAAACUUAAUCCAAACAAAACUUCAUCCAACUCUUGAACAUUUAUUUUAAGGCAUCUCCAAGGGCUAUUGCUUGGGAUUUAAUUUCUGUGAGGGAAGAUUCCCUUGGCUUUAAUGCUGGUGAUGGAUGAUGUCCUCAGGCUGGAAGGGAAGGGAUUUGGGGUGCAUGGGACAUACCUGGUAGGUGUGUGGGAGUUCCAGGAGGUCGGCAUUGGGAAUUGCUGUCUGAGCCCCUCUGCAAACACACAGUGCCGACAUUCCCAGGUAAUGCCCAAGCUGUUCCUUGGGGGAUUUUUGGGGUGUCAGUGAGGUCUGUCCACAGCGAAGCAUCUCUGGGUUCCUGUUCAGAGCGGCCCCUGGCCAAGGAGCAGUAGGCAGCCCUUUAUCCAUGUCCAUCUGAGCACUGCCUGGGCAUCCCAGUGCCCGUGCCUGGGAUGUGUGUUUUGUAUUCUGCGUGCCACAGGCAGGACACUGCAGGCACAGCUGCUCCCCUGGAAAUACAAAGGACAAGAGGUGCCAGUUCCUUUUCUGUGGCUCCGGACCUCCCACCCUGCUUUCCCGGCCAGCUGGGACACACGGAGAAAACACCAAGGAACAUUCCUGGCAGCGAGCGGGAGUCACUGAGGGCUCUGCGCAGCUCUGGGCCAGAAAAGCAGCCCCAGCCUCAGCACCUGCCCUGAUUUUGGGCUGUGAACACUCACCUGCAGAAAACGCCCCUGUGCAAGCGGGACCAGCCCUGACACUCCAGAACAACUUUUGCAACGGACCAAGUGAACCCUCAGGACUCGUCCUGCGCUUUCUCCCUGGAAAAGAAUAUUGCAUGAGUACCAUUACAGCUGUUCGGUAAAUCCUGGAAAGGGCAGGAAAUCAUUAUUUGUAAGAGUUUUGUGCUGUCAUGUCAGGUGCCAGGCAGUUCUGCUCUAGAGCCAUUCCAGGGGCUGGUGGGUGAAGCAGCAUGAGCAGAAAAGAAGGAGCUGCAUUGGCCUAGGAAUUCUCUUGCUGGCAGCAGUCAUUCUCAUCCCAGGCAGGACCUUCCUCACGAUCCCGAGAUUGGCUCAGGUGCUUGGAGCAGGGUGCUGAAAAUGCCAAGAUUCUGAGUUCAAUCCCCAGAUGGGCCAAUUACUUACCAUGGUUUGACUUGAUGAUCCUUGGAGGUCUUUCUAACUUAAAAUCUCCUGUGCUCUGUAAAUAAAGAGUAAAUAGUUUUCA